AUGCCGCCGAAGAAAACUAAGAAGGUAACCGAGAAGCCAAUAUUCCAGGGCUGCGUCAUCGUCCGGGCCGGCGAUCUAGGCAAACACGACUGGACCGACGACCAGGUCGGGAACUGGAUCACCAUACGGAGCGGCGUGUACCUGGGCUCCUUGGACCAGCUCGCGCUCAGCAGUAGCGAUGACGGGGAGCGCGGGUUCACCCAUGUCCUUGCCAAUACGGCCCAGUACAAGGACAUGACGACGAAGCGGAAGCAAAAUUUAAUCCAAAAAGGAGUGCAGGUGGUGACGUGUGACUGGCUGGAGGACAGCAUUCACCAGAAAAGAAAGCUGAAGGAGAACGGGUACAGGCUCGAUAAGAUCUGGCAGAAGGAGAGGAAGAAACAAACUGCGAAGAUCGAGAUGGAGGAAAAGGCGGCUAAGGGACUCGCAGAGGUCGAAAGAGGUGGUGUGAACACAAGUGCUGCCCCGGCGCGCGUAGAUCUAAACCACGUCUACAUGGACACGACGUGCUUCUCACACGAUAUCAUCCUCACUCGCAAUGAUCCAGACACCGGCAUGGUUGCAGAGAAGUGGCGGCUUCGCUUGUGGGAGUCCAACGCCAAGCCCUAUCUAUACCACUGCACGGCGACGUUCAACAAGCGCGCUGGCCACACAAGAGUCAUCCGGCCCUCCAACUUCGAGACCCCGGGCCUGUUUGAGCGCGAGUUCGCCGUGUUCAAAGAGUUCUUCGAGAAGAAGACUGGAAUUCCCUGGAGGGAACGCAUCACGAGGGCCGCUGAGAACAAAGGUAGCUGUGAGAAAUUCCACUAUGAGCCGCCAGUGGGAGGUAAACCAAUCGGCAUCAUCGAAACAGAAAAUCAGGACAAAGCCUAUAGAAGGAACACCGAGGGAGAGGCUCGCAGGAAGGCAAUCGAUGACGCCCAGUUCUGGAAACUCCUGGAAAAAGACAGGGAAAGGUUCGAGACAACAGAGCGAGAACGCCUCACAGACGAUGUCGACGCAAAGAGCAACCAACCAACAGGUGAUUCGAGUGAGGCCAAAUCACCCAGGCCACAAGCUUCGAAGCGCAAACGCGAGGACGAAGGAGAGGGCACUGACCGCAGGCCGUACGAAGAAGCGCAACGGCGCAAAACUGAGAAUGAGCCCGAGUCAGUUGAAGGGAAUACACAGCCGUCCUUAGAUUCUAGCGUUGUAGCCUACUUGGCGCAACUGAACAAGCAGCAAACAGCUAUCGACCUUACUUCUCAGGUACAAGCCGAACCUGCUCUCGGAAAGAGCACUCCAGGAACCCCGCCGACAGAAGGCCAAGAGGAGGACCCCAGGGACAACAUGGAAGUGGAUAGUGCUGCUGUGCAAAAGGACGACCAUGAACCACAACCUAUCGGAAGUCAAGAUAAAAGUCCAGAUGAUACUCAGGAGGGCAACCACAAAAGUCGUCAGGUCGAAAAGCUUGAUCUUCCUGGUAGCGACAAUAAUUGGGCGUCGCUACGGUGCGAUGCACGCUGUGGUUCUGACGACAACUUCACGACCGUCAACCAACAAGAAAAUGCCAGGAUCCAGAUCACCAUUGAUACCGAAAGCGCCGCAAAUACACCCAUAAUCAUCUCUGAUGACGAGGAUGAGAUCGUUGGCCCAGUUCAUCACAAUACCAAAGAGGCGCUGAGAGAGGCGGGAGACGAAGCUGGCGAAGUCACUGAAUCCAAGGCACGGUCGAUAGUAAGGCCGGAGACACCUCAGCUUGUUUCUCACCACAAUGAGUUGCAAGCCCAGUUCACAGUCAACGCUGCCGGUCAAUACAUCUUCUCUGGCUCAUGA
Molecule: messenger RNA, 1815 nt
Organism: Microdochium trichocladiopsis
Lineage: Eukaryota; Fungi; Ascomycota; Sordariomycetes; Xylariales; Microdochiaceae
Exons: 5
Coding region: 1-1815 (604 amino acids)
Source: RefSeq, a predicted model, not a curated record